AUGACACGUUUUGAUGAUCUGAGUAUUGAUUUGUUAAUAAAAAUAUUUAAUUAUCUUACAUUUACUGAAUUUUUUCAUGCAUUUUUUGGCCUACAAAAGCGUCUCAAUGACGUCAUUCAAGAGUAUCCUACAUGUAUUAAUCUAUCGAAAAUAAUGAAUUGGCUUAAUAUUCAACAAUUUUCAUUUAAAUGUCGAUCACUUAUAUUAUCUGGUUCAAAUUUACAUUCAUUUCAAAUGAAAUAUUCUCAUUUGAAUUUGACAUCUCUUCGUGUUGUUAUAUUUAAAAAAAUGGAUCUUGUUACAUUAUAUUCAUUUAUUGAAAAAUUACCUAUGCAACAACUUGAAUCAAUUACUGUCGAAUAUUUUACUUGGCAUUAUUAUCCGAAAGAUGCUUAUAAACAAAUUUGGUCAAUUAUUAUGAAUUCUAUCAAUGGUAAUUGUCUUCGUUAUUUACAUUUACCAUAUCAUAUACGAUAUUGGAAUACAAAAGAAUUUUCAUACGAUUUCUCAACUUUAAAAUAUGUUAUUCUUGAAUAUAUAUCAGUUAGUCAAAUGUUAACAUUUAUGAGUUAUUGUCCUAAUCUUCGUCGAUUUAAAGCUUUUAUUGAUGCUCCACAUAGAGAUCUUUUUCGAUAUACAAUUAUUCUUCCCAAACUUGAUCAUCUUAUAUUAAAUCUUCAAGAUGAAUGGACACUUGAAGAAAUUCAACAACUUUUAACUAUAUGUCCUUAUUUAAAAUAUUUGAUUCUUAAAUUGCAAACACAAAAAGAAACGAAGAUUAUAUUUGAACCAACAACAUGGCAAACAUUAAUCGAUAAUAAAUUACCUUAUUUGAUCUUUUUACGACUUCGAUUGAAUUGUAUUAUUGCAUAUUCAGAUACGAAACUCUAUAAUUUUCAAGAAACAUUUAAUCAUGCUGAAUAUUGGCUUCGUCGACAACCUCAUUUUCAAGUCAAAAUCAACAUAAUUCAACAAGAAAUUCUGUAA
Messenger RNA from Rotaria sordida, 987 nucleotides. NCBI's taxonomy places the organism in Eukaryota, Metazoa, Rotifera, Eurotatoria, Philodinida, Philodinidae. The record is from the annotation of a GenBank genome assembly.